GCCAUUGACAUGGCUAUCGCUGUUCUCGCUAACACGAAUGGAGAGGAUACAAUACUCUUGCCUCAGCCCUCCUUCCCACUAUACAAUACCUUGUGCUCUUCGAGAGGUAUAAACGUCGACUUUUAUAAGUUACGGAGCGAUAGAAAAUUUGAGGUGGAUAUGACCUCCCUGCAACGCAGUUUGGAAAGUAAUAAACUUAAUGCCAAGGGUAUACUCCUGAAUAAUCCUAGUAAUCCUUGUGGCAGUAACUGGACACGUGAACAUAUAGGAGACAUCGUAGCGCUAUGUCAAGAGUUUGGUAACUUACCAAUAAUCGCCGAUGAGAUCUACCAUGAUAUGGUCAUUCG
This is a messenger RNA of Perkinsus marinus ATCC 50983, 347 nucleotides long. RefSeq names its product tyrosine aminotransferase, putative. The transcript has 4 exons. Lineage: Eukaryota; Perkinsozoa; Perkinsida; Perkinsidae. The annotation marks the transcript as partial. Gene Ontology annotation, molecular function: pyridoxal phosphate binding. Gene Ontology annotation, biological process: biosynthetic process. The record is from RefSeq and is a predicted model, not a curated record.